Molecule: messenger RNA, 773 nt
Organism: Varroa destructor (honeybee mite)
Lineage: Eukaryota; Metazoa; Arthropoda; Arachnida; Mesostigmata; Varroidae
Product: cuticle protein 10.9-like
Cellular component (GO): chitin-based extracellular matrix
Molecular function (GO): structural constituent of chitin-based larval cuticle
Source: RefSeq, a predicted model, not a curated record
GAAUUUGCUGUCAAGCAUGAUUGCCAAGGUUAUCGUCGCUUCUGUGGCCGUAGCGGCCGCCCACGCUACCGAACUUGGCCUGGGCUACACUAGCCAAGGUCUUAACUCUUACGGACAUGAAUACGCCGCUCAUGCUGCCCCUCUAGCUUAUGCCCAUGCCGCUCCUCUGAACUACGCUGCCGCCGCCCCCAUUGUAACUAAGGCCGACAUUGCGUACCCGCCUCAGCCAUACCGCUUCGGCUAUGAAUCCGUCGAUGAGUACGGCACCAAGCAAUCUCGCCACGAGGUUUCCGAUGCCCACAACAACAAGAAGGGAUCUUACUCGUUCACUGAUGUUCACGGCAUCUCGCGUCAUGUUGAGUAUGUUGCCGACAAGCUCGGUUUCCGUGCCAGCAUCAAGACCAACGAGCCCGGAACCGCUCCUUCGGCUCCUGCUGCCGCCCACUACAAUGCUGCUCCCUUGGACGUAAAGACCUCGGCGGCUGCUCCUAUCACGGCCUAUGCUCAUGCCCCCGCCUAUGGACAUUACUAAAUGUUACUGUACAAUUUUUUGUCGAUGCACCUUGAGGUUCUUUGAUUUUUAAUACCUGACUUGGGGCGCAACCAACAGGCGUAUUCACUCCUUCAUUCUUUGAUAUUCUGAUCUCCUCCACGUAGCUGGCUUUAUCAUAUCUCGUAGCUUCAUAUUUUCUGUAUAUUUAUACCCUACAAUUGUUGUUAUAAUAUGCAUCUAUACAUGGUUCUAGAAAUAAAGAUAAAACUCUCGAUAUACA